GUUUCCAUGGCAAUUUUCAUGGUAAACAAACAGCACCGGGUUUGAUGUUGAAACCAAGAACCCCAAAUCAUAUUAUUACAUCCAGUACGCAGAAAUUUUCAGUUUAGUUAUGUUUACAAACAAAAAACAAUUUAAAACUGGAGUUUAUCGCACCAAAGGUUCUAUCUCGAACUUUCGUUGCAGAUUAACCAUUCGUAAGAUCCAUUCCUUAAUAGAUGUACCAAAUCUAGAGGGUCUUGACAAAAGCCUCGAUGCUACCGAUUUGCCUGAAAAUGGUUCAUAUGAGACACGAAUCAUUUCGUGGCAGGAGAAAAUUUUUAGCCAAUACGAAAAAGAUUAUUAUCGCAUAAAAGAGAACUGCAAAACGGACCAUCAAAAAAAGUAUUACCAAAUGCUGAAAGCAGAACCACACGAGCCUCAACUUCUGUUCACGUAUGUUGAUGCAGACAAUUAUUAUCCAGAUGAACAGAAUAACGCCCCUCAGCUGCAAUUGUCUAAGCUUAUGCAAAAUAAAACCCAAUCAUUUCAUCUUAUGGCUGAUUUAGGGCGCGAAGUGCUACUGUAUACACUGACUUGGAACCCGGAAGAAGGCAUAAUGACAGUAUUCCCCGAUUUCAAUAACAUUACCACCAACCCUUUGUAUCAGGAAAUGCGUGAAUCCAAUCUUCAUAUGUAUCACUACGCUCUGGAGAGGUAUUUUGUCGAAAAACCAUUUACGCCAGUCAUUAAGAAUCAUGUGGCAUGUAUAGGAAAGAGUAACAUUUUAAUGUUCCCCACGAUGGUUCGUAAAGAUCGGUUUGAAAUCCCGAAACAGCUUCAUCGAAAUUUACUCAUUUUGCUCGAGAUAGUUCGAGCUACAAAUUUUGACUACGACGGGAUUCAUAUACGUUAUCGAAUCAAUCUUCCUGUCGACAUAAAAAUGGCUAAUAAGAAUAGUGAGCUUACAGGGAGUACUCAUGCUUCCAAGCAGCUGAAUGGUUUUUGGCAUUUUGGGCAUUGCCACGAGCUUCUCCUAAAUGUUCCAAUCACAAGCGAGGUACAACUAUCCGUGGACGUUUACUUUGAAGCUAUUUCCAUCGACAGCUGGUGUCGGGAACGCUACCUAGGUCAUGCUCACCUUUCCAUACCAUUAAGAUCACAAAUCAACGAAACUACGAUCAACUUCAUGCAAUUAACUAACGUGGGCAGUAUGGCUGACCGCAUGGAAGUUUUCCUUGUGGGUAAUCGUCGACAAGUUGAUUUACCAGCGUUUUAUGGCAUGACUGGAGCAACCAUAAUUAACCGGUAUGCUAACGAGUCGAGUUCGUCCGGGCGGCUGCAAAUUCAAUUCCAAACUGUACAGCAGCACUUACCAAAAAUUCUCAACGAAGGAUACUUUAAAAUUGCAAAAAAAACGAAAAACAUCACCCUGAAGGAGCUUAUCACGUCUUACAACGCCGCCAGGGAACGGCUAGAGGAAUUUGUAGAUUUGCAGUAUUAGCUCUUUUUCAAGAUAGCCAAUUGUUUUGUCUGAUGCGUUAGAGGUAUCAUUACCAAUAAAAACUUACUCUGCGGGAAAAUA
This is a messenger RNA of Anopheles merus, 1561 nucleotides long. It is a transcript of the gene Mks1, whose product is annotated as Meckel syndrome type 1 protein homolog. Gene Ontology annotation, cellular component: MKS complex. NCBI's taxonomy places the organism in Eukaryota, Metazoa, Arthropoda, Insecta, Diptera, Culicidae. Gene Ontology annotation, biological process: cilium assembly. The coding region runs from base 110 to 1480 and encodes 456 amino acids. The record is from RefSeq and is a predicted model, not a curated record. The transcript is spliced from 4 exons.